This is a messenger RNA of Belonocnema kinseyi, 1425 nucleotides long. Its product is annotated as lanC-like protein 3 homolog. The transcript has 3 exons. Gene Ontology annotation, biological process: peptide modification; carbohydrate metabolic process. NCBI's taxonomy places the organism in Eukaryota, Metazoa, Arthropoda, Insecta, Hymenoptera, Cynipidae. The record is from RefSeq and is a predicted model, not a curated record. The coding region runs from base 36 to 1310 and encodes 424 amino acids. Gene Ontology annotation, cellular component: plasma membrane.
UUCGCGGGUGCCGGGUGUUGCUGGUUAAGAGUAAAAUGUCAAAACAGUCGCGUUGUUUCGUGAAUAUUUACCAGUUGGAGAAUCAGCAACUAGGAAAAGGAUUGAAUUUUGAACAAGGCAUUGAAGUUGGUUUGAAAUCCGCGAAAGAAACGUUGAAACAACUCGUGGGGAGAAUUGUAAAGUCUUCUGCGCCGGAUUGUACAGAUAUCGACGGAGGAUUAUAUGUCGGCUCGGUUGGUAUUGCUUACGCAUUUUUGCAUUUAAGAGAAUGCGGGAAUUUCGAAUCUGAAAACCAGUCCAAUGAAUAUUUAAAAUUAGCGCACAGUUAUUUGCAUAAUUCAUUGCAAAAUUUGGAAAGGAAAAAUCAUCGACCUGACAGUUCUUUCCUGUUGGGAGAUGCAGGUGUUUUUGCAGUAGGAGCAGUAGCUUCAGCAGCUUCUGGAAACGCAGAUCAAGUUUCUAAAUUGUCAAAGAGGUACCUAGAUUUUUCCGAUCGUUACAAAAAGAUUGAUUUCCUAUCGUGCGGAUCAGAUGAAUUUUUUGUGGGGCGAACAGGAUAUCUUUUCGGGGCAUUAUGGUUGAAUCGUCGACUUGGAAAAACCGUUGUCUCUCCAGAAAUAUUGCAAGAACUUUGUCGCCUUACUGUUCAAUCUGGAAAAUCCUAUGCUCAGAAAAAUUCGAGUCCAUGUCCACUCAUGUACUCCUAUUAUGAUACAGAAUACCUUGGGGCAGCUCAUGGACUUUCUGCUAUCUUACAAGUUCUCAUUCAAGUACCAGGAUUUUUGGACAGUGAUCCUCAAUCAGAGAAGCUGGUCAAAGAUUCUGUGGAUUACCUUCUGGGUUUGCAGACUCCAGAAGGAAAUUUUCCAACUGCUUUAGACGAAAUAGCGUCUCCAAGAAAAGAUGAAGACGAGUUGGUUCACUGGUGCCACGGAGCACCAGGUGUCAUUUAUUUAAUGGCAGUCGCUUAUCAACGGUGGAAAGAUAAAAAAUAUCUUGAAUCGUGUUUUAAGGCUGGCGAAUUAGUCUGGAAUAAAGGGCUUCUGAAAAAAGGUCCAGGAAUUUGUCAUGGAGUCGCCGGAAAUGGAUACGUAUUCCUACUUCUCUACAGGCUGACAUCGGAUCGUCUUUAUCUUUUCAGGGCAGCAAAAUUUGCUGAAUUUUUGGUCGAGGCUCAAUUUCUUCAGGAAGCACGAAAACCAGAUUGUCCUUAUUCAUUGUAUGAAGGAUUUGCCGGUACUGUGUGUUUCCUAGCUGAUCUUAUUGAACCACAAAAGGCAGCUUUUCCAUUCCAGGAUGUGUUUUAUUAGAACAUAUUUAUAAAAAAAAAAGCAUUUAAGUUUUAGAACCUAUGCAAAAUCAAGAAAGUAUUUAAAACCGAAAUUUUAUAUUUAGAUUUUAGAACUAUGAUUUUCGUCCUUUUUA